AUGAAGCUGCCCAAGGACACCAGGAACCCUGUGUUCUAUGGGCAGCACCCAGAGAAGAAAGUGCAGUUGCCCUCAGGGCAGGAGAUAAAGCAGACUCCUGCCGUCAUGGCAACGAUCAAAGCGCCUGCAGACUUGAAGCCUGCAAAGACCUGCGCCUCUGAGCUGGAACUUGCAGACAGUAGAAGCUGCUGGGAUUCUUUUAUUGGUCCGGGGCCUGCCAAGUACCUCCGGCCAUCCUGCACCGGCUACGUAGACCAUGACAGCUCCAUGUUCCAGGAGCCAGCUUACACCCUGCACAUCCGGCACUCGCAGAAGCGGAUUGAAGAUGUGUGUACCCCUGGGCCUUGCUAUUCCUUGGAUCCCAAAAUAACCCGGUUUGGAAUGUCCAGCUGCCCGCAGGUUCCCAUGGGGGCGCACCUCUCCAACAUGCGCAUAAGCCCCACCCCAUCCCCCUCCCACUACUUUUUGGAGAAGAUCCCCCCGCCUGGGGAGCGCCGGGCUCCCUGCUACACCAUUGGCUACCGGUGCCCAUACAGAGUGAAGGACCCCAACCCAGCCCCCAACCACUACCAGCUGCCGCUCCUGCUAGGGCUCAAAGUCCCCGCCAACCGAGCCGCCCCUGGCUAUGGCCUGUCCUCCCCGGACAAGAACUGGUUCUACAAGGAGGAUGUGGCUGGGGGCCCUGGACCCGCCACGCACGCCCGGCCCGAGCCGUCCGUCUACCAGCACCGCAGCCCCAGCUACAGCUUGGCCAAACGCUUCGCCUACCCGGUGGACCACACACCUCGGCCCGGCCCCGGCUCCCACGAGGUCCAGCAGGUCACCUUGCACAAGCCCCGCAUCCCCGCUUUCACCAUGGGUGUCAAGCACUCGCCCCACCUGUGCCUGCUGGUCGUCCACAUUCGGGACUGAGGGCCCUCUGGGGGCACUCACCCACCUCAUCCUGCAGAUACUAUUUUUCUACACUGAAUUGAACAACUUGACCAUAAUGUGGAGUAGCAGAGCUGGUGUUGCUGGGUGUUUAG
Molecule: messenger RNA, 1025 nt
Organism: Choloepus didactylus (southern two-toed sloth)
Lineage: Eukaryota; Metazoa; Chordata; Mammalia; Pilosa; Megalonychidae
Gene: CIMAP1C
Product: outer dense fiber of sperm tails 3 like 1
Exons: 5
Coding region: 1-912 (303 amino acids)
Cellular component (GO): cytoskeleton
Source: RefSeq, a predicted model, not a curated record